Cryptomeria japonica (Japanese cedar) is the source of this 477-nucleotide messenger RNA. RefSeq names its product cytochrome P450 71AU50-like. Gene Ontology annotation, molecular function: monooxygenase activity; oxidoreductase activity, acting on paired donors, with incorporation or reduction of molecular oxygen; heme binding. The transcript has a single exon. The record is from RefSeq and is a predicted model, not a curated record. Lineage: Eukaryota; Viridiplantae; Streptophyta; Pinopsida; Cupressales; Cupressaceae. Bases 1 to 477 code for a protein of 158 amino acids.
AUGGAAUACUUGCAUUGUGUGGUGAAAGAGACAUUAAGAUUAUAUGCACUAGGCCCCUUGCUCGUGGUUCAUGAAUCUACAGAAGCUUGUAUUGUGGAAGGAUUUGAUCAUGACUACUUGAUACCAGCAAAAACAAGGCUUAUAGUUAAUGCUUGGGCUAUACGAAGAGAUCCAAGAGUAUGGAUACAACCCUUGGAAUUCAAGCCUAAGAGAUUUAUGGAUAAAAUUUUUGAUAUAAUCAAAGAUCCAGAAUUAAGCAUGAUUCUUUUUGGGGUGGGAAGGGGAGGUUUCCUUGGUGCUUCCAUGGGCAUUUCCAUUGUUGACGUUGCAUUAAGAUAUUUAUUUCACUACUAUAAUUGGAGAAGUGAAGAUGAGAUAGAUAUGAAUGAAUAUUUUGGAGCAACCAUUCUUAGAAAAGAGCAUCUAUUUGCUAUUCCAACUUGGAGGUUAAGUUUAAAUGCACUUUCAUCCCUCUAA